This is a messenger RNA of Piliocolobus tephrosceles (Ugandan red Colobus), 3464 nucleotides long. RefSeq names its product leucine zipper and EF-hand containing transmembrane protein 2 (gene LETM2). Gene Ontology annotation, molecular function: ribosome binding. Lineage: Eukaryota; Metazoa; Chordata; Mammalia; Primates; Cercopithecidae. Gene Ontology annotation, cellular component: mitochondrial inner membrane. The record is from RefSeq and is a predicted model, not a curated record. Gene Ontology annotation, biological process: intracellular monoatomic cation homeostasis. The transcript has 11 exons. The coding region runs from base 746 to 2218 and encodes 490 amino acids.
CUGGGAUUACAGGCGUGAGCCACUGCACCCGGCCUAAAAAAAAAAAUUUUUUUUUUAAAUCUUUCUUCUGGAGCCAGAUAAAAUGGAUGGGAAAAGAUAACCGGGGAACGAGAAUAUUUCUAGAUCUUUCAUUUUCCCAAGAUGGCUCAGUUGGCCAUCCUAGGAACUGAAGUGCCCUCAAACCUAUAGUGUCUGUCAUUUCACAGCUACUAUAACAUACAUUUUAUAUGUUGAGAUUUCUACACAAACUAUUAAUCACAAACAACACUUGUUAAGGGAACGUUGAGGAAGCAAAUAUUUUUAGAAGAAUACAGAUUUCCAUAUGAAGAUUUCACAGUAUUCCGGCCUCUGGAAAGGAAUGCGCUCCUUCCGAUUCCCGCCCUUUCUGCGACACCAUCAAGUCCUCUCCGCGCCCCUUAGGCAGUUCCGGAGUUGCAGGGGCCGAGGGAGAAUACAUCAAAAUGAUGUCAUUCAUGACUCCGAGAUGGUUACCAUGGCAACUAUCAGACAUAUUACUCUGUCAGUAGGGUAAGAGCCUGUUUAGUCUUCAAUCAAGGGUUUCCUCGGGCGUUAACCACUGCCUGCAGAGUGUGGACUGGCAGAAAAACGUUACCCUCGGGCCCCCCAGCACCAACGCUCCUUAAACCAAGCCCCACAAAGAAGUCACUUCGGCGAUGGGAACGCGGCUUUGCGGCUUCCUGGGCUGCUAAGGUCCUUAUGUUAACUACUUGAGACAAAAAUAAAUAUGGCCUUCUACAGUUAUAAUUCAGUCUUAGCUAUUGCUCGAACAAGAUUCCCUAGCCAUUUUGUCCAUCCUACCUGCUCUUCUUAUUCCCCAUCAUGUGCAUUUCUUCACUUGUCAGAUUCCCAUUUAAAUAAGACAUGUAUGAAGAACUAUGAGAGCAGGAAGUACUCGGAUCCUAGUCAGCCAGGCAAUACAGUACUUCACCCAGGAACUAGACUAAUACAAAAGCUACACACAUCCACUUGCUGGCUGCGAGAGGUUCCUGGCAAACCUCAGCUGGAGCAAGCCCCAAAACAUCCACAGGUGACGAGCCCUCAGGCCACAAAAGAAACUGGCACGAAGAUUAAAGAAGGCGAACAAUCUUAUAGACAAAAAAUCAUGGAUGAACUUAAAUAUUUUUACAAUGGAUUCUACUUACUUUGGAUUGAUGCCAAAGUUGCUGCCAGAAUGGUUUGGAGGCUGUUGCAUGGACAGGUCCUGACCAGACGAGAGAGGCGAAGGCUGUUGAGAACUUGUGUUGAUUUCUUCCGCCUGGUUCCAUUUAUGGUGUUCAUAAUUGUACCCUUCAUGGAAUUCUUAUUACCAGUGUUUCUGAAACUCUUCCCAGAGAUGUUGCCAUCAACUUUUGAAAGUGAAUCCAAAAAGGAAGAAAAACAGAAAAAGAAAAUGGCUGUAAAGUUGGAACUAGCAAAAUUUCUUCAAGAAACCAUGACAGAAAUGGCAAGGAGGAACAGAGCCAAGAUGGGCGAUGCCUCUACACAGCUGUCAUCCUAUGUGAAGCAGGUCCAGACAGGCCACAAGCCCAGCACAAAGGAGAUAGUUCGCUUCUCCAAACUAUUUGAGGACCAGCUGGCCCUGGAACACUUAGAUCGCCCUCAGCUGGUUGCCCUUUGCAAACUGCUAGAAAUGCAGACGUUUGGAACCAACAACCUGCUCCGCUUUCAGCUCCUGAUGAAACUGAAGUCUAUAAAAGCAGAUGAUGAAAUAAUUGCCAAGGAAGGGGUGAGGGCAUUGAGUGUAUCCGAACUACAGUCCGCCUGUAGGGCCCGAGGGAUGAGAUCACUGGGUCUCACGGAGGAACAACUGCGACAACAGCUCACAGAGUGGCAGGACCUCCACCUGAAGGAGAACGUCCCUCCUUCCCUUUUGCUCCUGUCCCGCACCUUCUACCUGAUAGAUGUGAAGCCCAAGCCUAUUGAGAUACCACUCAGCGGGGAGGCUCCAAAGACUGAUAUUCUUAUGGAAUUACCUACUUUCACCGAAUCUAAAGAGAACAUGGUGGAUCUUGCACCUCAACGGAAGGGAACUAAGGAUGAAGACUUUAUACAGCCGCCACCAGUUACAUCAUCACCCAUAACACCAUCAACACCUAUUUCAUUACCUAAAGGAUCCAUCACUUCUAAAGAAGCUACGCUCCAGGCCAAAUCACAAAUGACAGCCCAGAACAGCAAGGCUAGUUCAAAAGGAGCAUAAGGACUACUUGAGGAUGGAGCUCACUCUCUCCAGCUUCCGGCCCUCAACAGUGGCAUCUGUAAAGGAUCUCCCAGCUAAGACACUCUGUCUGGCUUCAGAGAGUGGAUCAGUCGUUUAGCCCAUGGGGCAGUCCUUUGAGGCCUGGUAACCAUUCCAGGUGAUGUGAGUAGUGAGACCAAGUUCAGACCCCUUAUAAAAAUAUAAUUGCGAAGUCCCAUUUCCUCUGUGCCAUUGUCACCCCACUCAACUUUGUAUAAAGCCCACCCCCCACCAUGUUGUUUUUUUAGUUUCAUGUGUACGUCCCUUAAGAGGGGAAAUUUUUUGCACAAUGGAAUCAGCUUGGCACCUUAGAUACCUCUGUCUCCUAUGGCUUGGAAUUCUGAGUAAGAACUUGGAAGUUCCAAAAACCAUUUUAGGAGCACCUGAUUAACUUUCUGAAUGAUCCACCAGUAGAAUCAACACCCUGGAAACAAAGUACCUUAUGAGAUGGGAUGGAUAUACUCCCCAAAAGAUCUUUCUGGAUAUAAUGAAGCUUCUUGGAGAAAAUGGGAAGUUAAACAGACUGGCAAUCAGAAAGAUUUGGCUGCUUCUGACAUCCCCCUCUUGGGCCUGCAGAGGCUGCAGCAAUCUGCUAGGCAGCCACUCUUCUAGCGCAUAUGGCUUUCAUUAGCCACCAUUUUGCUAGAAGCAUAAUUAAGGGUUUAAGCCUUAAUCAUUUGUUUGUGUUGGGUGUGUGUGUUUCUGGCCAGUUUGUCUUUCACAAGACUAUUUAUUAGUCAUAGGAGUUGUGAAGGUCUGAUAUAAUCCCUGUGCUACCCAGCAACAAGUAUCACAUUAGGAUAUUUAUGUUUGGUGUUUUCAGUAUUAAUAAUACUGAAAUAAUAGACUGCCAUGCAGCUGACCAAGGGCUUUCUUCCCUUGGGGAGUGGUUAGAAGGCCAAAGGUAUUUCAGCCUGUAGGUGAUAAAAUUAGAUUUACUUGCUGUGGUUAGACAGCAGUCAAUUAAAAUAAGUAAAACUCAACUGUCCUGUCUGGGAUCACCUAAAUGAGGAAUGUCACCAGCACUUCACAACAAGAAUAUGUAUUCUACAGUGCUUUCUAAACUUCUGCUCCAUCAGAGAAGCCCCACCAUGUCCCACUAAUGAAGCCCAGUUCUUUGGGAAUGAUGAAUCCCUACUGUGCAAAUACAGCAGUCAUGGAUCCUGCCUAGCGAGGUGAUUCACAAUAUAUUUUCCCGUUUCAAAAA